Molecule: messenger RNA, 1778 nt
Organism: Helicoverpa zea (corn earworm)
Lineage: Eukaryota; Metazoa; Arthropoda; Insecta; Lepidoptera; Noctuidae
Gene: Rbp1
Product: RNA-binding protein 1
Exons: 5
Coding region: 147-638 (163 amino acids)
Biological process (GO): mRNA splicing, via spliceosome
Cellular component (GO): nuclear speck
Molecular function (GO): RNA binding
Source: RefSeq, a predicted model, not a curated record
CUUCAUUCAUUUUCUUCAUUCCAUUCACGACGUUGCUAACAAGCGACAGGGUCGAAGUUUGUGAAUAAAAUAUUUGAGUUAUUUCAGUACUCAUCAAGUACUCAAUUUAUUUAAUUUACUGUUACUAAAGUAGUGUAAAAGUCGAUAUGUCUCGCUACCGAGAGUGGGACCUCUCUUGCAAGGUUUACGUGGGAAAUCUUGGCACAAAUGCAUCUAAAUAUGAAAUUGAGAAGGUAUUCUCUAAAUAUGGAAACAUCAGAAAUGUGUGGGUGGCGAGAAACCCGCCAGGAUUUGCUUUUGUGGAAUUUGAAGAUCCACGUGACGCUGAAGACUCCGUGCGUGGAUUGGAUGGCACUCGAUGCUGUGGCACUCGUAUCAGAGUAGAAAUGUCUAACGGCCGCACCAGAAGAGAUCGCAGAUACUCCAGGUCCAUUUUAUCAACCAACCACCAACACACCAACGACCUCACCACAUGUGUUCACCACAACUACGGCUCGUUAACCAAUCUGACAUCCGCGAACGCCGCUCGCAACAACAUCCCGCUCAACUUCUGCGAUCGGCUCUCCAAACUUCUGCGCGCAGCCGAAGUCUCCAACAUCUGCGUCCCUAUAACUUACCUCCUGACCGCCAUCACCUAGUCCCCAACCGUAAUCCGAACCUGGACUUGAAUAAAUGCAUUAUAGAGAGCCACACAGUAUAGGAACCUACAACUGUCCUGAAUGUCAUUGCAACUCCUAAUGCUUCACCGACUGCACACACUCGUCGUCACCGUGGCACCGAGCUAGAAUACAACCUAAGGCGAUCGACUUCCCCGUGUUACCGCAAUUUUUCUUGAAACUUCCAAUUAAUGCCACCGUUCGACGGAAGAUAACAUUGAAACGCCUCCGCCUCAGUAAUAUCCCUUCGGCCUCACAGCAGCCCCACAACGGUCGACCUUCGCAGGCUCACCAUUUCUCGGUACUUUUUAAAUCCUAUACUUAGAACCUUACCUUGCCUAAUACUUAGAAUUAGAGAAAAUCGUCGUGUUGGCGUUUAAGGUGUAGGUAACUAGGGUUUUGAGUAAUGUAGAUGUAAAUGUUAAAUGGGGCCCCAAAUAUAGCAAACUAAGACUAAAUUUUACAAGACUACACAUAUUGAGUUAUGUAAAUUGAACAAAGCGGUCAGUAAAUAAGUCAGUUUCUUUGUAAUGAGGGGAUAGAUGUAAAUUCAAUCGCCGUCUAAUUGAAUGUCCUUGAGGUGUAGAAGUUGCCAUGUGUUUCAUAGUGGAGAGACUGGGCUUGAAAUAAUGUGGGUAUGUUGAUAGAUCCCGCAGUCGCAGUCCGCGCCGACGCUCGUACUCGCGCGGCCGGUCCGGCUCUCCGCGCCGAUCGCCGUCGGUGCGCCGCCGCUCGCCAUCAGUACGUCGCUCACGGUCUCGCGACCGCCGCAGCCGCUCUGACAGCAAGAGCAGAUAGAUAAUGAACUACAUUGACAGUUGAAGAAGUUUUAAUUAAUUGGACAAAUAUUCUGUAAUAUAAGUGACGUGAAGUGAAUAGAGCGAUUGAGUGUAUGGAUUUGAAGUAGGUUGCAUACAAGUAUAUAUUUUCUCAUAUAAUGGUACAAGCAGCUUCAUCUUGUCGAUCGUAUGUAGUUACUUUAGUUUGCUUGUAAGGUUGUAUAUUUUUAUUUCUGUAGAUACCUUACAAAAGUUGUAUAAUUUUCUUGUUUAAGAAUCACCUAUAGUUUACAUACAAAAUAUUUUUAAGAUGACUAAAUAAAUGUGGGAUUUAAAAGUGAAA